GGUGAGGGAAUUUCCCAGCAGGCUUAGCGCGCUAAGAUGGCGCCGUGCAGUUCGCAAAUCGAUCUUCCUCUUCUUCUCCACCGAUUUUCCUGAUCAUCCCUCCUUAAAACGGCUCCUUGUGCAAGGCUGAGAGACAUGAGCGAGGCUAGGGUAUGAUUCAGAGACCCUCCGGUAGCCGACCCAGGCGACAACGCAAAGAUAAAGUCGUCAAAGACGCCACGGUCGACGGGGACUCCGAGACAGGGAGGGAGUCGAGUUCCCAGUCGGGCCACCAUGCCCGUGAUCGUGGCGACCGACCGCGCAGGAGGCGGUCGCGGGAUCGGGACCACCGCAGGCCGGCGGGGAAGACUCUCGGAGACUCCUCGAGAAACGACAACAAGGAGAAAUGGAAGAAGGGAGAGGAUGGUAAACACGACUCCCCGCUGGCUGCGAAUGGAACUGUACACCCAAAACAACACGGAGGUGCCCUGAUCUUACCGGACGGGGGGAAAAGCUAUUCCCGCGAUGUGUCCAACAGAGAGGCACGACAACAUCACGAUCAUUCGCAUUUGUUUGCGGACGACCCGAGGAUGGCGAGUCUGAUGCGUAGGAUCUAUCGUGAUGACGACCGCGAGCGGCGCUCCAACACCUUCAGCCAGCUGCGAGAACACCUACAGCACCCAGAAAACAAACAGAGUGUGACGAAGCUGGCAGACAGUAUCUUAAUUGCCCUACAGGACUUGUUCUAUGACAGGGUGUCAUCUGAGGUGAAACAGGAGGUUGCUCGCUGCGUGGGUUUGGUGGGUGCUGCCCUGGGCUACGAGGCGCAACGAUUCUUCCAAUGGGUCUUUGCCAAGGUCGGCACGGCGCCCAGCGAUGACCUCAAGGUGCUGUUCCUGCAGUCUUUACAUCAGGCUUUGCAGAUGGACUGUGAACGGCAACAGUUUCAAGAAUUUAUCCCAAUGGCAAUGUCCAACCUCCAAUCAGUGCUGGAGAAUGCUGACACACCAGACUUGUUGAUGGCUGUGGUGGACUGUAUCCAGUAUGUGGCAGAGUACUACCCCCAUGUCUUCACCAAUCACUUCAGGGACACAGUCGAUAUACUUGUGGGUUGGCACAUUGACAGCACUCAGAAAGAAACUGUCAUCAAGUACACCUCAGAUAUCCUGGUUAGUCUACAGCAGUUCUGGGUGGGAGACCUGGGCUUCUCUGUCACUCUGCUGGGACAGUUCCUAGAGGAUAUGGAGGCAUAUACCGAGGACCUUCACCGCUAUGCCCGCCGGAGCCCGUGUGAAGAUGACAUUGCUCCCCCUGACGUCUGCUUGCCUAAACUGACGGCUCUUCUAAGGGUGUUCAGCACAGUGGUAAGCAGUAUGGGGGACCAUUUUUCACCCAACCACGGCCCACCUCUCACUGAGGCCUACAUAACAGAGCUGUUAGACAGAAUGGUGAGAUGUGUGGAUCAGGUGACCACCGACCAUCCGUCUGAGGAACUCUUCAUUGCAGCGAACACCUGUGUGCGGCUGCUGGGGCAGGGCCUGGGUUCCGGGCUAGCACAGUCGUGCAGCGGGGUCCUGGCUUACAGCACCAAGCAGACAGAACAGUGCAUGCUGAGCAGUACCCACUCUAUCUCAGCUCUCAGAUUGCUCAAUAAGAUCCUCGAGCUGGUGAACACCUCCCUACCCGUGUCUGUGAUUGAACAGAUUCUGGGUCCUGGUUCCAGGUUUCUACAACUCAGGUUCUACACCCAUCCAGAGGUGAUGCCAUCUGUCCUGAAGGUGUACCGGAGUCUUCUGACUCUUAAGAACAUUCCACUGCUCGACAUGGUCUACAGACUUGUCCUUGGAGAUUUGGAGGUCGCAAUCAACACACUGCUCUCGUGUAACGGCCUGCCACCCUCCUGCUCUAUGGUGAAGAACAACCCGUUUGCGUCCGCCGUGUACGCGGAACAACAGGCGCUCACCGUGGCCGUGUUCAACAUGUGCGGUCUGGCGGAAAUCGGCAACGCCAAGAACUCCAUCAUAGGGAUGUGGGGACUGUCCCCCAGCUUUUUUGAGCUGUUUGCAACCCACCUGAAGCCAUGUCACCUCCACCUGGCAAACAGUCAUCCUGCUGUGCAGUACACAGCGCUGUACACCCUGCUGUCUCACUGUACCAGGCAUGGCCACUUCAUCUCCAGUAGUCUGGCCACCGGUGCCCCCCCUCCAACCAUCAUGGAGGGGGUGAGUCUGUCUACAGGGGGUCAUUUUGCCACCAUCCUGGGUCUCCUGGCAGAACUCUUACCCUCCAAUAACAUGUCUGGUGACAGCAGGACCCUGUGCAUAAGAUGGACCCAGGAGAUAGUACAGCAGCUACAGAGGGCUGACAACCCCCAACUGUUCACCAUGCCUGAGUACCAGGCUACCUGUAGGGGACUCCUGCCACUAGGUAACAGUUUAUCCCUUUACAACCCCCACCUGUUCACCAUGCCUGAGUACCAGCUGUUCACCAUGCCUGAGUACCAGGCUAUCUGUAGGGGACUCCUGCCACUAGGUAACAGUUUAUCCCUUUACAACCCCCACCUGUUCACCAUGCCUGAGUACCAGGCUACCUGUAGGGGACUCCUGCUACUAGGUAACAGUUUAUCCCUUUACAACCCCCAACUGUUCACCAUGCCUGAGUACCAGGCUACCUGUAGGGGACUCCUGCCACUAGGUAACAGUUUAUCCCUUUACAACCCCCACCUGUUCACCAUGCCUGAGUACCAGUUAUCCCUUUACAACCCCCACCUGUUCACCAUGCCUGAGUACCAGGCUACCUGUAGGGGACUCCUGCCACUAGGUAACAGUUUAUCCCUUUACAACCCCCACCUGUUCACCAUGCCUGAGUACCAGGCUACCUGUAGGGGACUCCUGCCACUAGGUAACAGUUUAUCCCUUUACAACCCCCACCUGUUCACCAUGCCUGAGUACCAGGCUACCUGUAGGGGACUCCUGCCACUAGCUUGCAGUCCAGACAGCAGCACCUGCCUGCCUGCCGUACAGCUGCUGCAGCAGGUGGUGCAGCUGGGACACCUGCCGCACGACUUCCUCAGGAGAUGUGUGGACGUCUGCAAGCUUCUCCUGACGAGGACGGACAGAGCCGUCCAGCAGGCUUGCACCAACCUACUCACACUGCUGCCAAUAGCCCUUGUUAUCAAUGAAAAGGACUACAGCGAUCCUCAGCCAGUGCCCCACAGAAGAGCCACCUUGCAGCAGGAGCUUGAACUGCAGCAGGAGGCCCGGCACAGCCACAUGGCCAAGGCUCCCUCUGGAACAUUCCACUCCCACAACUUCCGCACUGUCAUGGCAUUCCUGCUCAACUCCACCAAGCCAGGCAACCUGGUGAGUGACAAAUGGGUGGAGAGAAUCUUCCACAGCUGCCAGCGGUCGCGGAAGAAAGAUGGUGGCCAGGGCGGAGAGGACGACAAGGCCGUCCAAGACAGAGAGUGCCUGCAGAAAUUGUUCCAAGACAACAGCAGCCUGCUAUGGUUCUGGUCCAUGUGGGAGGCGGCUGCCUUCUGUGUGCUGGCCAAGCUGCGCACACCACUGGGGCGCGCUCAGGAGACAUUCCAGACAAUAGAAGUGGCUGUGAGAACGUAUGCAGCUGAAGCCAGGAGUCGGGACUCAGAUGACAACAAGGGAGGUAAAACAGAUGACACCAAGCUUUCAGGACUUGGUGGGAAGCACUACACAGCCCAGCUCCAGGUGCACCUACUGUUACAGUUCCUGGAGAAUCUGGACAAGUUCAUGUACAAUGCAUACGAGGGGUGUGCAGUGGCCAUGUCUGCCCCACCCAAGACGGUGAGGACGUUCUUCCGUACCAACCGAGCGACCUGCCUGGAGUGGUUGAACCGUAUCCGGCUGUCUAUCAUGACGAUCGCUCUACACUGUGGGCAGUCAGCAGCAGCGCUGAGGCACGGCUACGAACUGCUGUGGGACAUGAAGGACAACAACAACACUCAGGGUUCAGAGUUUGAACAUGCGGUGGUACUGGUGGUACAGGCGCUGUCCGAGCUACGCUGUCCGGACGCCAUCGUGGGAAUGCUCGCCUGGUGCCGUGAUGUCAUCGGCCGUAACAUGCCGUGGAUUAACGCCAUUAAGGAACAGGCCGGCGGAAGGUACGAAGCUGCAGUGAAAGAAUACCACCAUGGCCUACAGUUGUACCUGGGCCUCACUAGUCUUCCUGUAAGCUCAGAGCCACAACAGAACACAGAUGGAUCCUCCCCACCAAACAGCCCCCCAUCUCAGGGACUGUCCACUUCUACUCCAGGGGAGGAUGGGGGUGGUGGCUCCCACAAGUUGACAGUCCUACAUAAACCUGUGGACCCCAGCCCUGAAGUUGUAGAGUUCAUGAUCAAACAGAUGGCAGAGUGCUACAUCUCCCUGGCAGACUGGUCAUCAGUGGAGGACUGGCAGCACGGUGUGCAGAAGCUUAGGAUGGACAACACCAACUCACAGCUACAGAGAGCCUUCAACACUGACGUGGACCUCAACUACAUCAAGGCUCUGUCAAAGUUUGAAGAUGUGGACCUUCCAGGUGUUAAAGAACACCUGGAGCUGGUCCCAGGUGCCUCCCUGAGUGGGCUGGAAGAUGCAGCUGAGAGGCCAGACUUCAGCUGUGCACCUGCGUGGGACAGCAGACAGCUGUUACAGAUAACAGAACAGCAGCUGGUCAGAGCUGCCACACACAUUGGUCUUGUUUCCGGGGAAGGCAGCAGGGAUGAGUCACACAGAAGUGGAGUGUCGGCAGUGCUGAAACACGCAGCCAAGCUGAGCGACAACUUCUUACAGUUGGCCGCCUCGGAGUGGCCCACCUGCCUCCCUCACGACCACACCAUCAACUUCUACUGGGCCAAGUCCUUACAAGCCACGGUGGCCACGGACGGUCAAGAGUGGCCCGUCCACUCCAUGGCGGAGCUGACCCUAGAACCCAGCCAACACAACGUACGGACGUGUCACCGGAUGAUGUGGUGCCUACAGCACCAGCUGCACGUGCUGCAGGACCGGGAAGGGCCGGCAGGGGGCGUCACAGAGCACCUGUCGCACCUGCGCCUGGCCACCCUCAGACUGGCCAGGAAGCAGGCGAACUAUCAGCUGGCACAGAAGGUGCUGCUGGACCAUGUGGAUCUCCUGCAGGGCCAGGCACAGGAUAAUGCUACCAUGGUGCCCACACAGGUUUUCAGCCAGACCAGGACGGGUCCCCAGACAAUUCUCAACGCCCUCUCCACCGUGGAGAGCGUACCCGUCCUCACCAACCCCCUCCGUCUCAAACUGGAACGCGAGAGUGCCAAAAUCCUGCAGACGAUGGGCCACUCAUCAGAAGCCUGGGAAACCCUCAGCUCCUGCAUCGCAACCUACGGCCCUCUCGCUCUCGACAAACCCCCCACCAAGACAGCGCGGGAAACGGGAGAGCUCGUCUCGCGGUCCCUCCUCACGUUGGUGAAGUGGCUUCAGGCAGACUGGAAGACGUCCUCGUCGUACUUGAAGCUGGCGUCCAAAGCGGACGAGGGGUCGCUGAUCCCGAAGUUGACGAGGAACGUUCAGGUCUUGCUAGAGUUGGAGGAAAGAGGAGUUCAGCAGGGAAAGGGGAUUCUCAAUACUGGUACUGCUGCUGCACUCGUGCAGAGAAGAGGUACUUCCCAUGUGAUGAGUGAGGCGGAGGUCACGUGUGGCCGAAUGAUUCACCUUAGUACCAUGCAGUGUCCACACCUGUCCAAGGCCUGGUCAUCUCUGGCCGCCUGGAGCUACAAGUGGGGACGCAAGGUUGUGGACGUGGCAAGCACGGCUGGCAGUGUGGACCUGACAGCAGAUGACAAGGCGGAGAUCCUACAGGUGCUCCCCACAGGGAUGGGUGCAGAGGAGGUGGACAUGGUGUUCACUAUCAUCAGCCAGGCACACUGUAGCGCCAGCGGGAUGCAGGAAGAGGACAUCUCCGACAACAUACAGUUUCCGUACCACGACAGUGCGGAGACGACGCGGCGCCAGCUGCUGACGAGCUGCCCAACGCUGCAGGGCGCGGGACAGGACGUGCUGGACGUGUUGUUGGAGAUCUGGAGGCGCAUCUGUGACGGACUCUUCAGCCACUACCACCUCGCCUGCAAGGCUUACUUCCAGUACCUCAAACUCAAUGGAGAGCCAUGCAGUGCAGAGUCCUUCAGUAACGAAGACGGGAACGUGACGGCGACUCUAAGGCUGCUCCGACUUCUGGUGAAGCACGCCGGGGAGCUCCGGGUAGAGCUAGAGGAAGGGCUCGCCAAAACACCCACAGCACCAUGGAAAGGUAUCAUCCCUCAGCUGUUUUCGCGGUUGAACCACCCAGAGGGUUACGUGCGACAGAGCAUCUCGGACCUGCUGUGCCGCGUAGCGCAGGACUCCCCGCACCUCAUCGUGUACCCCGCUGUGGUUGGCUGCUCCUCCAUAACAACCGACAAGAAGAACCCUGCGAAGGAAGGUCCAGGGGAGAUGCUGUCCACCAUCUUGGCCGAGUCAGCAGCUGAUAAUGCCAAGGAAGAUGGGGAGGAGACAGAGGACAACUCUCAGUCCCAGGAUGAGGAGGAGGAGGAAGACAACACGGACCUGAGAAACUGUUUCAGUGCCAUAGUGGACACCCUGUCCAAGCACAACCCGUCCAUGGUGUCCCAGGUCCAGACGAUGGUGUCGGAGCUGCGGAGAGUGACCCUGCUGUGGGAGGAGCUGUGGUUCGGCGCCCUGAACCAGCACCACGGGGACAUCACGCGCAGAAUCCACCAACUGGAGGACGAGGUGAAGCGCGUGCUGAGUAACACCACGCUGAGCCACGAGGAGAAGUCCGCCAUCAUACUGGAGAAACACAAUGCCAUUCUCAAACCUACUGUGUUUGCCAUGGAGCAUCUGAAGGCCAUCACGGACCAGCCGGGAGAGACGCCACACGAGCGAUGGUUCCAGGACACAUACGAGAAACACAUCGAGGAAGCGCUGAACAAACUGAAGAACCCUCCCAACCCCAGCACCCCUCAGAACUCGUGGGUCAUGUUUAAACAGCUGCAUCACGUACUGCAACAGAGGGCGCAAAAACGAUCCACCAGCGUCCUCAAACUGGACGAGAUCAGCCCCAAACUGGCGGAGAUGACGGACACCGUUAUCGCUCUCCCAGGGAGCAGCCUGUCGUCGGCGCAGCAGGACGUCACGAUCUCAGGGUUCUGUAACACGGUCACCAUCCUGCCCACUAAGACGAAACCCAAGAAGAUCAUGUUGAUGGGCUCUGAUGGGAAGAGGUACACAUACCUGUUCAAGGGACUUGAGGAUCUACACCUGGACGAACGCAUCAUGCAGUUCCUGUCUAUCGUCAACAACAUGUUCGCCAAAGUCAACAGGCACCAGAGCCCCAGGUACCAUGCCAGGCACUACUCGGUCACCCCGCUAGGCCCCAGGUCUGGCCUGAUACAGUGGGUGGACGGGGCAACCCCUUUGUUUGGACUGUACAAGAGAUGGCAGCAGAGGGAGGCAACCAUCGCUGCCAUGAAGCAACAGGGCUCCAGUAGCAGUGGAGGCAGCACCCAGGGGCUGAACACAGCGCCCAUCAUGCGCCCCAGCGAGCUGUACUACAGUAAGAUCACCCCCCUACUGAAGGAGAAAGGUGUGACGGACCUGUCUAACAGGAAGGAGUGGCCACCACGAGACCUGCUGGCGAGAGAACUGUGGUGCUCCUGCAGUAGUGCGGUAGAGUGGUGGCGCGUCACGCAGCUGUACUGUCGCUCCACGGCCGUCAUGUCCAUGGUGGGGUACAUCAUCGGACUGGGGGACCGCCAUCUGGACAACAUACUCAUCGACCUCAACACAGGAGAGGUGGUACACAUUGACUACAACGUGUGUUUUGAGAAGGGGAAAGGCCUGCGUGUGCCAGAGAGAGUUCCGUUCCGUAUGACUCAAAACAUCGAGGCAGGGCUCGGGCCCACUGGAGUGGAGGGCCUUUUCCGACUGUCAAGUGAACAAGUGCUCAAGCUGAUGCGGAAGGGGAGGGAGACCCUCCUCACCCUCCUGGAGGCAUUUGUGUACGAUCCCCUUGUGGACUGGACCACCGGCCACGAGGGGGGAUACGUUGGGGCUGUGUAUGGGGGAGGGCAGACAUCUACAAAUGAUGCCAGGCAGAGCAGGAAGGAGAUGGAAAAAGAAAUCACUCGCAGUCUGUUUUCGUCCCGUGUGGCGGAGAUGAAAGUCAACUGGUUCAAAAACAGGGACGAGAUGGUUUCGGCCCUGCCGAGACUGCAGGAAACGCUGGAGGAACACCUGGAGUCCCAGCGGCAGCUGCAGCAAGUCGGCAGCAGUAACUCCACCCUGCUGCAGCAGAAAUGCCUGCUGGAAGCUGCACUGCAGGACCCUCACCAUUCACUACAUUCCCUACAGCACAGGUUAGUGUCCAGCACCACACACUACAUUCCCUACAGCACAGCACCACUCACUACAUUCCCUACAGCACAGGUACAACCAGAACACCAGAAGGUGCUACAGGUUAGGAACAUGGUACAGGAGGCUAUCCAGGAGAAACUGAACGAGUGUGAACACUGGACGAAACAACACCAGUGGGCAUUGGUCAUCCUGAAGGGUCCACAGCUGUCACAACUGUGCUCAGAAGUGUCCACCAGAUUGGAGCUCGGUGUUCCCAGCUAUGUUUCUGCCAUCAGCUUCCUACAGAAUGCUGGGCAAGGUCAUACAGUUACACAGUGUGAACAGGUAGAUGGUGAGCUGUCCCAGAUGCUGUACCAGAGACGUACUGUCCUGCACAGCUGUCUGGAGGUGCUGUCAACCUACAGCACCAUUGUCGCACAGUUUCCAGAGAGCUAUCGUGAGCUGAACCGUUUCCACAGCUGGCACCACUGGCUACAGGAACUCAUCUGUGACUUCUCCUCACACAGGUGUCAGGAGAUUCUGUCUCUGUUUGAGUCCAAGUAUGGUGGGAAGGACAUUGCAUCCCACACCAUGACAUCCCACCUUGUGUCCACCAACGAGUUCAAACUACAGGGCUUCAUCACCGAGGCCAACUCCAAACUCCUCAAGGUUCUUAAUCUGUUGUGUGAGCGCCGCAGUCACGAGUGCCACGAAAGCUCUUCACUGGUCACGGCUGUAAAAGACACCUCUUCCAACAUUCAACAGUUCAUCAUUGACAAUGGAGUGAGUGGAGUGUCCAGCCUGACGUGUGUCGUCGUCACGGCGCUGUGUGCUCUGAACCGCCGCUGUCUGGUCAUGGAGGGGGCAGCUGCAGCUGCCGGAGACAGACUGAUGGACCUGACGUCACGAGACGGGGACUGGUUCCUGGAUGAACUGUGCAGCAUGAGCGGAAAUGUUACCCAGCUCAUCACUGUGCUGAAGGAACACCCUCUGCUACAGUGUGCUGUGUCAGAAGUUGCUCAGAACAGCAUGAAUGCUGUCUUCACAGCAAAUAAGGUGUACAACAGUCUACAGGAGCUGAAUGGUAAUUUCCGGACCAUCAUCCUGCCCGAGGCGAUGAAGCUGAUACAGUGUGAGGACCCGUCUGCCAUGGCCCUGCUGGAAAGACUGGAGGGUCUGAUAGAGGAUACCGGGAUGCCACUAGACGCACUGGUGUCCUCGCUACAGGUUCACCUACGGAAGGUCACUGUAGGGCUAGAGGUUGAUGAUUACAACGACGUCUUAGAAAUAGUGGAGACUCUGAGGCAGAAAUACGAGAGACUUCUUCAGCCUGAAGAGACAGAAACGGCAGAAAAUGGCUUGCGACCUGUGACCCCUAACAUGACCUCUGGCCAGAUGUUGCUGGUUGGGUUCAACGGCCUCUUCACUAUGGCGGAGACUGAGCUGAGCAGCCUGCUGCAUCUACUGGACACCUUACAGGUUCCAGCGGAGUGGCGUAAAGUCGACGUGGUGCGGGAAGCCCGCGGGAUGCAGGCGUCGGUGUUCGGGGAGACAACGACCCAGCUCCUGUGGGACAUCUUCCUGGUGAAGAGACUGCAGGCCAUGCAGGACUACUUCAACUUGUGCAAGAAGAUGGCUGCAAGUCUGACAGCCACCACCUAUGACAGUACCACACCCUCCCCGGGGCUGCCCAACGGACACAUGAGCCCCUCCCACGCGGGGAAGGCGACCCAGGACGGUCCCAUGCAGCUCCACAACGACGACCAUCUGGUCAAACCCAUCAAGAGAUACAUCGCAGACUUUGUCAGGCAACUGGUGAUUGGAUACCCGUCACUGUCGCUAGGCUACACACUUUGCACCUUCAUCAAUGCCCUCGGAGUGGAUAUCGUGGCAGAGGUCAACGCAAAGGACGUCGGUGCCGAGUCCAGAGUGUCCAUCGACGACCUCGCCAAGCUCACUGUGGACCACAACCUGAGGAACAACAGCUUCACACAGCCGCUGUUGGCUCAGGCAUCCUCUCUAACCAGCACACAUGACAUCGCGUGGAGGAAGCACGACCUGGUGCGGCGCCUGGACGUGAACAUCAACCAGUGUAAAGCGUCGGUACAGCGAGCGCAGCUGCAACUAGCGCGCUACCAGUGGUACCACGAGGACACGCUGCUGCAAACGGUCCACCACAGCGGGAGUUCCUCGCUGAUCGCGCCCUCUCGUGCCUCCGUCAUGUCGGACCUCAGAAAGUACGUGCAGACCUUGGUUCAGCUGGACAGUGCUGUUGGGUCGGUUCAAGAGAGAAGCACACAGCUGGAAGCAGGCAUCGCACAGAGGCUGAAAUGGGCUGCAGGGGCGAACCCCUCCCUCCAAACCAUGCUCAUGGACUUUGAAGAGGCACAAAACAACAGAAACACUCUACUCAUGAACGAGGGCCGGCGCGCCAGUGACGUAUGUAAGCUGUGCAAUGCUGUCCUACACUUCGAGGCUCUGCGGACAAGGACACCAGAGGCUAUGCAGGCGGACGGGACCUUUCUGGCACUCAUCAGGAGGUGUGAAGAGAGUUCCCGGCUGUUGGAAUCCUGCACCACAACAGUUGCUGACAUGGAACAGACACUCAUACAGAUGUUGACUCCCAGUCUGGAGCAGCCAAUCGGAGAGUCUUGGUUCCACACGUUACACCAGCUGGUGGUACAGGAGAUGUCUGUACAGCAGAGCAGGGCUGCCGAACAGGAGAUGGGUGUGGAGACAACCAGGGAACAGCUGAAGUCCGAAGUGUCCUCUGUCAAGGGCAUCCUGACUGUUCACCACAAGCUGCUGUCUGAUGUCAAAAUCAUGCUCAAGUCCAUGGCUAAGGAGGAUGAAGCUAGUGAUGCUGACCAACAGGAGGAGAGCAGCAGGAUCCGACAGUUCAUGGGGGGAUACCGGACGUACUCUGAGAUGUUCACCUCCCUCCUCAUGAACAUACUACAAGGUCAGUAUGGCUGCUCUGGGGAGGAGAGUGCGUCCCAGCUGUCCCAGGUCGGCCCCACCAUCACAUUCCUUAUUGACCAGACACACAAGAUCUACGAUGAGCUGGUGAGCUUUGCCACUCCCUUGGUUACCAGCAAGGAGAGCGCAGAGGCACAGACUCCAUUUACUACUGUAGCAACAAGUCAGAAGAAAGCGGACCGUAACAGUUCCCCCGGGCCCUCGGGUAGAGCGGUGUCGCUCCUCCAGAAGGACUCCAGAACAUCGGGGACUCCGCCUGGCUUCGGCAAGGGACCAGGCACGCCCAAGAAGACUGCAGCUGCCAUACGCGAUCCUAGAACAGGGAAAGCUCUUCAGGAAAGGAAUUCGUACGCGGUGAGCGUGUGGCGACGUGUGAAGGCAAAGCUGGACGGACGUGACAUAGACGCCUCUCGCAGGAUGCCCAUUGCUGAACAGGUAGUCUGGCAGUUCUGCAUAGGGUUACCAUUCUUAUGA
Molecule: messenger RNA, 11816 nt
Organism: Branchiostoma floridae (Florida lancelet)
Lineage: Eukaryota; Metazoa; Chordata; Leptocardii; Amphioxiformes; Branchiostomatidae
Product: serine/threonine-protein kinase SMG1-like
Exons: 77
Coding region: 153-11816 (3887 amino acids)
Biological process (GO): nuclear-transcribed mRNA catabolic process, nonsense-mediated decay; telomere maintenance; negative regulation of TORC1 signaling
Cellular component (GO): nucleus
Molecular function (GO): protein serine/threonine kinase activity
Source: RefSeq, a predicted model, not a curated record